Molecule: messenger RNA, 738 nt
Organism: Seminavis robusta
Lineage: Eukaryota; Bacillariophyta; Bacillariophyceae; Naviculales; Naviculaceae
Source: the annotation of a GenBank genome assembly
AUGACGACGACGACGUCGAGCAACAGGAAAAAGUCUCCCUUGGCCCCUUUGGCUCCCGCCUUUUCUGGUUUGAACUGGGUAGCAUUUGGCGGAUGGCUGUACGUCCUGGUGAGUCUCAUGGCUUCUCUACUCGUCUCCUCGGACACACAACAAGAAACACUCUCCAAAGUUCGAAUGCCAACCAUUGCCUUGGAGGGGAUAUGUGUCAUUGAAGUACUCCGAAUUGCAUUGGGAGAUGUACCGGGGAAUAUCACACUCGGAUCCAUACUGCACACCAUCCGCAUCACUGCCAUUGUCCAAGUGCUGCCGAGAGCUGCCGCCAUACAAGAAACCAACAACAGUUCCUGGCACGCCGUCACGGCAGUUCUAUUUUCGUGGGCCGUCACCGAAGUAUCCAGGUAUCCCAUGUACAUGUUCCCCACAAACAAUCUGGCUCGAUCCAUUCGAAUGGUCGUGCCAUUGGUCACAUUCCCCAUUGGAGCCGUGGCUGAAUUUGCAGGCGCAUACACGGUCAUGGUUUCCGAUACCGAUGUGCCCCUAUGGCUACAAUUCCUAUUGGUCGUCAUGAUGCUCGUCAAUGGAGCUCUCGGACCAUAUCUGGCAUAUCCUCAUUUGUUAAAGAAAGGAUUGCCUGUUCUGGGGCUGGCAACAACACCGGGAGAUAAAAAGAAAACACAAUCCACCACUGCUGGUAGCAAAACAACAAAGGGAAACAAACCAAACAUCAAAUCUUGCUAA